AUGAAAUUUUCACUGACCCUGAAUACUUUUCGAUGACUCCGGCACUCUGUCUGUCAGUUUGUACAGCUGAUAAUGUUUUGUUGAGCUGGACAACAAUGGAGUUUGAGUGAAAUUGUGUUCUGAAAAAUCUCUAUAGCAUUCUGCAUUUGUCACUUGCACAAUGGCUGAUCCCACCCAGGAUGACUAUCCCACUUGGAUGGGGAUGGUUUUUGUUUUCAAUCUUAUCAUAGGCACAGGAGCCCUCACACUUCCCGCAGCUUUUUCUAGAGCAGGAUGGCUUGGAGGAUCCGUGAUGGUCCUCCUUGUGGGCUUUAUUUCCUAUGUCACAGUGACCUUUGUCAUUGAGGCAAUGGCCUCAGCCAAUGCCAUUCUCCACCUUCGAAAUGCCCUCAAGCGCCGUGUCGCCAGAGAUAGGCCUGGCGCAUCAGACUCUGACACUGACACAGCUGAAAAUUCUCCAUUGGUUACCGAUGAUGGUGAUGGUACACCAUUUUCCCUGACCUCUCGCGUAGAAAUGGGAGAAAUGGCUACUAUUUACUUCACGGGAACAGGAGUAGCAGUAUUCUAUCUCUGCCUCGCCAUAUAUCUAUAUGGUGAUCUCAGUAUCUACGCCGCAGCAAUUGGCACAAGUUUAAAAGAUGUCAUUUGUACUGCGCCUAAUAUUACGGAUCCUAGUGGUCCUUGCUGGCCUAAUCACACUUUCAGGCGCAUUGAUUGCUACAGAGCUUGUGUUGUAGCUACAGGACUCAUACUGGGCCCUUUUGUAUUCUUCAACGUCCAGAAAACCAAAUAUAUUCAGAUUCUCACAGUUAUAUUUCGGUGGUUCGCUUUCACUUCCAUGAUCGUUAUGGCUGUUUCACGGUUAAUUAGUGACGGAGUCCAGGGACAUCCUGGUCCUGUGGUACCUUCUGGAAUUCCGAGCCUCUUUGGAACUUGCAUCUAUUCCUUCAUGUGUCACCAUUCCCUUCCAAGUCUCCUAGCUCCUGUUAGAGAAAAACGUCACCUAACUUGGCAACUUCCACUAGAUUUUGUCCUCAUCGCCAUCUUUUACAUCCUAUUGGCUCUCACAGGUGUUUUUGCCUUUGAUCGCCUCGAUGAUUUAUACACCCUCAACUUCCUUGAGAAUCCUGGCGAAGGAUUCACUCGCGUGAUUGACUACUUCCUAGCCCUGUUCCCCGUCUUCACGCUAAGUGCAAGUCUUCCCAUUGUUGCCAUCACCUUAAAACACAAUCUCGAAGCAAUCUUGGUAGCAGGUCGACGUACUUCACUGGCAUGUCGCGCUCUUCUUCCACUUUUGGCACUUUUGCCGGCAUUUGCUGUAACUCUACUAACUGACAGUUUGAGCUCUCUGGUCGGCUUUACAGGAACUUACGCAGGUGCUGGAGUGCAAUAUAUAACACCUGUGGCUUUGGUAUACUGUGCACGCAGGCAGAUUGCUACUGUUAUGCCAUCAGCUCCUGUAAAUCCCCACCGAUCUCCAUUUUACAGUAAUAAGUGGCUCCUCAUUGUGGUACUCUGGUGUGCUCUAGGAGUCGUGCUAGUGACUGUCAACUUUUUCACAAGGGUUGCUAAUCCACCGUGAAAAAUUUUAUUGCCAAAUAAAAAGAUAUUUUGAAUUUUGAAAACA
Messenger RNA from Phlebotomus papatasi, 1627 nucleotides. Its product is annotated as transmembrane protein 104 homolog. The transcript has 4 exons. The record is from RefSeq and is a predicted model, not a curated record. Bases 161 to 1582 code for a protein of 473 amino acids. NCBI's taxonomy places the organism in Eukaryota, Metazoa, Arthropoda, Insecta, Diptera, Psychodidae.